GAAAAUACAGUAUGUCCACAUAGAUUGUGGGAAACCAAGCAAAUGGCAACAUUCUUGGCAACGUCAAAUGUUCCUGCUUAUUUCCAGAUUUUAAUUAACCAAGACAACUACAUUUGAAAGGCGCUCAGAUUUACAGCCCUGGACCUCUGAGAGAUAAUUUUGUUGCCGCAUAUCGACUCUGUUUCUAAACUCUUCAGAAUCGAGAAACAAGGGAGCAGCAUUCGGGAAAAGAAAUGGACCUGUUUCAAAAUGCUCUCAGAAGAAACCUGCACCUCUUUAACUCUGCCCCUUUUCAAUAACACUUCCCUCCCGGCUCCAUACACACACAGUGUCAUGUACACAUAAACAGAUACACAAACACACUCACACACACACACACACACACACACACGCAAUCAAACAUUCCCCACCUGCCGCUGCUCCUCUGAUGAAACUCAUAUAGAAACUCCAGGAUGCAUCUACUUUUAGUUCUUACAUUGGUUCUAGAGGUUCAGUCGAGAAUCAUCAACCUCAACUUCACCAGCGACUGCGCCUGCCAUAUUGAGCUCAAAUCUACUAACUGCACCAGCAGCAAUUACACGCAGCUGCCCAUGUACCUUCCACCAUUCACCGAACAACUGGACCUAUCCUUCAACCUCCUGAGUGCCAUCAAACCACAAGCUUUCCAGAAUACCCGAAGACUUCGCAUCCUACUCCUAAACAAUAAUGAGAUUAGCAAACUAGCCGAAGGGGCGUUCUCGCUGCUAGAAGGUUUGUUGAGACUGGACUUGAGCCAAAACCAAAUCUCAACCCUGAGUAAAGGGUUUUCAUUGGGUCUUGGUUCCCUUCGAGAGCUCUCGUUGGCUGGGAACAGAUUGACAAUCUUGGACAGCAGCUGUUUUGUCCACUUGGACGUUUUGCAAAGACUCAACCUGAGUCAUAACACCAUCAAUACAAUCAAGAUGAGGGCGUUUGGCUCCAUGAGUACCCUACGCCAGAUACAACUCGACUGGAACAAUAUAACGAUUCUGAAAAACGGGAUCUUCUCCAUGCUUCGGAAUCUUGAAGUUUUGAAUUUACAACACAAUCAGAUUAACUGCUUGGACGUUGGAGUACUUUCACCUUUGACUAGCCUUGCCGUACUGGAUCUCACCAAUAACAACCUGUCCUCGAUUCAAUUUAAGACCUUCUUGAGUCUCAACACAUAUAGCACGCACAUAAUGCUCCAAGGUAACCCAUGGAAGUGUGAUUGCGAUCUGCAAAGAGUCUUCCGGAAGCUUUGUAAUGUCAAACGGCUGUUACUGGACGACUACGACAAUCUCACCUGCUCGAAUUUGGAUGAAAUUCAUGGUUACUACACGAUGGGCUUAGAUACAGAGCUCUGUGUUGCGGAAAUGGUGACCGUCCUUGUCAUUACGAUUACGGUGGUUAUCACUGUUGUGGCGGCCAUCCUUAUGGCAGAGAAGAAACGAAAGAAAAAGAAUAAAGAAAAGCACUGGACGGAGGUCAGCGAGCACUCUUGUGCAUCGCAGGAUUAAGCAGAUUUCUGAACAAAUGAUGAUUAUGUAUUAAAUCUACACAUAAAGUAGAGUGAAUAA
Molecule: messenger RNA, 1577 nt
Organism: Xyrauchen texanus (razorback sucker)
Lineage: Eukaryota; Metazoa; Chordata; Actinopteri; Cypriniformes; Catostomidae
Product: insulin-like growth factor-binding protein complex acid labile subunit
Exons: 5
Coding region: 453-1517 (354 amino acids)
Molecular function (GO): protein binding
Source: RefSeq, a predicted model, not a curated record